GAAGUCUUUUAGACGUUAAUAUGGCGCUGCGCUUUGUGUGCUGCUGGGUUCGGCAAGUGCGGCCGGGUGUAAAUAUUUGCUAAGUGCAGCGUGUGGUGUGCCUCUACAAGCUCUACGGCAGAUAUCAAGCAGAUAUGUGGGUCAGUAAAACCACGCAGGAGAAUUCGAAAUGCCGGUUGCACCAAAUGUCGCGUUCGUCGUUUACAGAGACGGUUACCGCGCGAUUGUUGACAAGCUCAUAAAAGACCGCAAUCCGCUCAGCGUAGCCGAUAUCGCAAAGAAAUAGAGGUCUAUUGGAAAAGUGAGCCAGGUGAGGACAUCAACGAGAGCUACUUUCGCGGGGAUGUCGAUCUUCUUGGAGAGUGCAGAUGCCAGUGGUGAACUCCCACUUACAGUGUUGGCCCUCAUAGAUAAUGAGGUCCAUCUGAGAAGUGGCAUAUUCGUGAAGGAAGAGCAAUGGGCUUGGCUGCUGUCGCGGCCCAAGGACUCCUUAUUUUGCAAGGAGGCGACAAAGCUCCUGUGCAGUAUCCUUGAGCUUCAGAACAAGAAUCCCACAGUAGCGCCUUGUCGGCGCUUGGUGCGCCAGGAGGACAAACGGGCCACCGGAGAGGGCCCUGACACCAAGAAAGUUGGAGGCUGUGGCUAGUGAGUAUUUUUCCUUAAAGAGGUACUGACACAAAAAUUUUCGUCUGGCAUUUUUUGCUGCAAUCCAUCACUGGGGGCCUAUUAGUCAUAACACGGCAGAUUGUUUGCUGCAACGCGGGACAGA
Molecule: messenger RNA, 769 nt
Organism: Rhipicephalus sanguineus (brown dog tick)
Lineage: Eukaryota; Metazoa; Arthropoda; Arachnida; Ixodida; Ixodidae
Exons: 3
Coding region: 344-646 (100 amino acids)
Source: RefSeq, a predicted model, not a curated record